Molecule: messenger RNA, 1137 nt
Organism: Penicillium roqueforti
Lineage: Eukaryota; Fungi; Ascomycota; Eurotiomycetes; Eurotiales; Aspergillaceae
Product: terpene synthase family protein
Exons: 3
Coding region: 1-1137 (378 amino acids)
Source: RefSeq, a predicted model, not a curated record
AUGGCUACAUGCGAUUAUACCUUCACACAGCAGCAUGGGAUUGUUCCUUCUGCUCGGAUUCCUACUGGUCGGAUUGACCUUCCAAUCAAUCCAGCCGGCCAUAUACCCAAUUAUAAGCGUCUCAACGACCAACCUGUGAUCAAGUCAUGCGAAAUCCCUCUAGGAAUACACGGCGUAUCCCUCAAGCUCAAGAUCCCUCAUUACGACAUAGUCCCUAUCGAUGCACCUCCCACAUCGGCUGUCCUCUAUUCACACGCUGAUUUCAAAGCGACCAUCCAGCCGGAGAAAGCCGGAGAUACCAAAGACUUCUAUGAGAGAUGCUUUGCUGAAGCAGCUGCCAUUAACCUGUUUUUCCCGGAUGUACGAUCGGAGAACAUCCGCAUAUGCAUGACUGCGUGGCUGGCUGCGAACUGCGCGGCAGAUGACACACUUGAGGCUAUGCCACCUGCUGCGGCCACGCUUGCUUUGGAAGAGACCAUAUCGAAGCUCCAAGGAAAGAAGGCAGACGUCUCCCCGACAAACAAAGUCGCAUCGAUUCUUUGCUUCUUUCAAGAAUAUUGCGUCCAGAAACUUGACCUCAGCGAAAGCACCUCCCGCGAGCUGAGCAAUGAUAUAUGCGAUAUGUGCGAGGGCUUGCUUGACGAGCUCCGAUUUCGACAGGGCAUUCUGCCUGGGAACUUGGAAACUUACCUACAAUUCCGCGGUAAAACAAUGGGUAUCCAUCCAUUCUUAACUCUGAUUCGCACACUGCACAAACCAAUCGAGGGCGACUAUCUCUCCAGACUCCGAGAUCUCCAACAGCGGGUUAGUUUGGUGCUCGGGCUGCAAAACGACCUUGUUGGCCUGGAGAAAGAUCGUCGGAAUGGCGAGCCUAUGAAUGCAGUCUUGGUAUCCUUGAAGGAACAAGCGGGGACGGAUGUGGAUCACAUGAAUGACAUAUUGCCGAGAACGAUCGAUGAGGUGUGCGGUAUCCACAAUCGUUGUCUUUCAGCUGCGGUGGAGAUAUACGAAGGACUCCACGUUUCAUUGAAUGGGGAUAUCCAUGACCCGAUUCUGGAGACUGCAGUCCUGGCCUUUGCAGAAACCCAUCUGAAAUGGUGCGCAUCGUCCAAAAGAUAUCAGGCAAAGGUAGAAUAG